AUUUCGUUCAAUCAGUUAUAUUUCACAUUUGCACAGCUCACAACACCGAGCGAAAUGUUUGCUGGCCGAUUAAUUGUCAUACUACUGGUGUCUUAUAUCAAUAAUGGCGAUGCCGUAACUUACACAAGUCUCCAUCAAUCGUGUGAAGGCCGAACGACACCGGAAAUGCAUGAGAAAUGCGGCAUUUAUACGUUUUACAAAAUGAAACCUCUUUUACUGGAUUUGGGAGAAUUACAGGCUAAAUUACUAACUGCUGAAAACGAGAAUAAAGAACUGCAAAAAGAUGUAAGUGGUCUUCAGGCCAAAAAUCAGGAACUAGCGUCAAGCGUCAUCCAAAACGUUAAACGAAUAUCAGAUUUGGAAUCCGAAAUUGAUAGGCAAAAGGUGAACAACAAAUUGCAGAUCGAAAGACAGAGAACUCUCCAGAGGGAGAAUAGCAAUCUUGAAGCUGAAAUCAAGAAUCUGGAAGAAAACUUUAGGAAAUAUAAGCAAAAUGGGCCUUGGUUUUCUAUUUAAUAAAAAUAAUAAAAUAUGCAAUAAA
Molecule: messenger RNA, 541 nt
Organism: Drosophila albomicans
Lineage: Eukaryota; Metazoa; Arthropoda; Insecta; Diptera; Drosophilidae
Exons: 2
Coding region: 55-516 (153 amino acids)
Source: RefSeq, a predicted model, not a curated record